AUGAAGUCAUGUGGAGCCACUACGUCAGAGAAUGGCACGUAUUUCGUUAACUCGGGGUAUCCCGCUGUUUUCGACGGAACCGGGUCCUGCGAGCUCACAGUCGUGAAGUCAGAUCCAGAUGUUUGUCAAAUUAGGCUGGACUUCGUGAGGUUCGCCAUUGCUGGUCCUGAUCAAACGAACCACGUCUGCAACCAGGAUCAGUUCAUAGUAUCGGGAGGAAAUCCUGUGCCGGGCAUUUGCGGAGUCAACCAAGGCGGCCAUAUGUACAUUGACGCCGGGGUAGGCACCACGAAUCCUGUUAAAUUGACCUUUGUAACCAGCGGCACAUCAUUCGAAAGACUUUGGAAAGUGAAGGUGACCCAGAUUCCUUGCAGUACCAUUUAUAAAGCGGAAGAAGGAUGCCUCCAAUACUACACAGGUGUGUCUGGUCAGCUCCGCUCUUUCAACUACGACCCUGCGUCCGGCCUCCAGCUCAGCAACCAAGACUACGGGAUCUGCAUACGGAUGGAGAGGAACUUCUGCGGGAUACAGUAUAGUGUGUGCCCUGAUACAGUGAAUAACCGUUCCCGUGCCUUCACCUUGAGCGGUAACAGCAACAAUCCAGUCAACUCCAUGAUUGGAUCUGGAGCUGGUCCCAACAAUUGCGCCAACGACUGGCUGUUGGUCCCAUGUGCCGCCAACGUUGGACGAAUUCAACCAGCCCAGGCCUUAUGUACAGACAGGAUAUGUGGCGGCACCUUCUCUGCCGAUCUCUAUGCAGUCAACCACAGUACGGUGAAACCCUUCAGGCUUUGGUUCCACACUGACAACGUGGAGGCACCUGUUGACAUUGACAACCGCGGCUUUUGUCUCAACUACGUGCAACAACCCUGCACCAACAACGUCAUGUGA
This is a messenger RNA of Manduca sexta (tobacco hornworm), 891 nucleotides long. RefSeq lists its product as uncharacterized. NCBI's taxonomy places the organism in Eukaryota, Metazoa, Arthropoda, Insecta, Lepidoptera, Sphingidae. The coding region runs from base 1 to 891 and encodes 296 amino acids. The record is from RefSeq and is a predicted model, not a curated record. The transcript is spliced from 6 exons.